Molecule: messenger RNA, 7875 nt
Organism: Strongylocentrotus purpuratus (purple sea urchin)
Lineage: Eukaryota; Metazoa; Echinodermata; Echinoidea; Camarodonta; Strongylocentrotidae
Exons: 28
Coding region: 1-4191 (1396 amino acids)
Biological process (GO): cell surface receptor signaling pathway; G protein-coupled receptor signaling pathway
Cellular component (GO): membrane
Molecular function (GO): calcium ion binding; G protein-coupled receptor activity
Source: RefSeq, a predicted model, not a curated record
AUGGAUAUAAAUGAUUGUGACCCUGACCCCUGUACCAAUGGUGGUACGUGCAUCGAUGAAGUCAACAUGUUCACUUGCAUAUGUGUAUCGGGCUACACAGGAUUGAUUUGUGACAUAGAUAUGAACGACUGUGACUCUGACCCCUGUACCAAUGGUGGUACGUGCAUCGAUGAAGUCAACAUGUUCACUUGCAUGUGUGUAUCGGGCUACACAGGAUUGAUUUGUGACAUAGAUAUGAACGACUGUGACUCUGACCCCUGUACCAAUGGUGGUACGUGCAUCGAUGAAGUCAACAUGUUCACUUGCAUGUGUGUAUCGGGCUACACAGGAUUGAUUUGUGACAUAGAUAUGAACGACUGUGACUCUGACCCCUGUACCAAUGGUGGUACGUGCAUCGAUGAAGUCAACAUGUUCACUUGCAUAUGUGUAUCGGGCUACACAGGAUUGAUUUGUGACAUAGAUAUAAAUGAUUGUGACCCUGACCCCUGUACCAAUGGUGGUACGUGCAUCGAUGAAGUCAACAUGUUCACUUGCAUAUGUGUAUCGGGCUACACAGGAUUGAUUUGUGACAUAGAUAUGAACGACUGUGACUCUGACCCCUGUACCAAUGGUGGUACGUGCAUCGAUGAAGUCAACAUGUUCACUUGCAUGUGUGUAUCGGGCUACACAGGAUUGAUUUGUGACAUAGAUAUGAACGACUGUGACUCUGACCCCUGUACCAAUGGUGGUACGUGCAUCGAUGAAGUCAACAUGUUCACUUGCAUGUGUGUAUCGGGCUACACAGGAUUGAUUUGUGACAUAGAUAUGAACGACUGUGACUCUGACCCCUGUACCAAUGGUGGUACGUGCAUCGAUGAAGUCAACAUGUUCACUUGCAUAUGUGUAUCGGGCUACACAGGAUUGAUUUGUGACAUAGAUAUGAACGACUGUGACUCUGACCCCUGUACCAAUGGUGGUACGUGCAUCGAUGAAGUCAACAUGUUCACUUGCAUAUGUGUAUCGGGCUACACAGGAUUGAUUUGUGACAUAGAUAUGAACGACUGUGACUCUGACCCCUGUACCAAUGGUGGUACGUGCAUCGAUGAAGUCAACAUGUUCACUUGCAUAUGUGUAUCGGGCUACACAGGAUUGAUUUGUGACAUAGAUAUGAACGACUGUGACUCUGACCCCUGUACCAAUGGUGGUUCGUGCAUCGAUGAAGUCAACAUGUUCACUUGCAUAUGUGUAUCGGGCUACACAGGAUUGAUUUGUGACAUAGAUAUUGACAACUGUGAUUCUAAUCCCUGUUUGAAUGGUGGGACAUGUACAGAUGGUGUCAACUCUUAUACGUGCAUGUGUGCUGCUGGUUAUACUGGAAUGAACUGCCAAAUGGAGCUAGAGCCGAUCCGAGUUCUAUCUUCACCGACAAGUCUUACGAUACACGCUCUUGAACGUGUGGAGAUGAUGUGUAGCUUUGAGAAUGCGAUUCGGUUUGAAUGGCAGAAGAAUAACGUAACGGUCCCUGGAACUGAAAACCAGCGUGCAUACACCAUCGCAUCAAUGACCCCUGCACAUAUCGGAUACUACCGCUGUCAAGGUGAAGGCAGGAAUCAGAAUGGUGCUAGUACCGUGGUUUUUACUGAUCAGGCUGCCAUUUACAUCAAAGAGUUAUCUAACAUAAUAAUCGAGAAUGCCAAGUUUAAUAUCAACGUCACAUCGUCAGGGGAUCUGUCAGACAUUGCAUCUCAAUAUUACCAGGAUGCUGCGGAAAUGGUCACAAAUUACGUUCAAACGGGCAUGGUGGAGACGGGUAAUUUUGAGGGAAAUUCGUUGUACGUGGUACCCUCCAACCUUCGCGAAGGAAGCAUCAUUGCUGACCUGAAUAUGUACGUCGAAGACAACGAGACGUCUUCUUUCCAGAUUCAACAAAGUGUCGAAGAAUCCUUCCUCGACUUGUCGUCCCGGCCAGACGGAAUACUUGACGCAUCGAUCGUCAAGGUUAUCAGCACCGCAAUUUGUCCCAGUUUUACAUGGGUGUCAAGAUUCGGUGAGGCUCUCUUCGCGAAGGGAGAGUUGAAUUCCCGGUAUAAUUCAACAGGACGAGAUUGUCCCUUCAAUACAACUAAUGCGCACCAGCCUGUUGCUACAGCCUUGUGUGUUGGAGACAUGAUUAGCAGAGCCAAAUGGGUACCUGAAAAUAACUGUGGCGAUUUCAGGAAUGUAACAGAGCUGUUAAAAGAUAUUGAUAAUGUUGAGAUCACCGAGGAUACGGUUGAGGAAAUUACAGAUCAAGUUGCGAUCAUUACCACAAACACUGAAGAAAUCACCGCCUCGGAUGUCACCCUAGUUUCAAACAUUGCCACCGACGUAGCAGCUCAGAACAACAGUGGGAGAGAGUUUACUGCUGUGGUGACGAGCAUUGUCAGCAACAUUGCCUCGGUUGACAUGACCGAACUCCAGGAGGCAGAACAAAACACCAAUGCGAUCUCAAACAUUCUCAUGGCCUACGAGACGCAGCUCAACAACGUCGAGGUUGCAGAGGGAGAACCAUUCGAUGUAGCGGAGCAAAACAUUGCAGUUCAGGUUCGGAGUGUACCCUCAGAAGAGCUAAAUCAGGGGCUGGUCCUUUCCCUCUCUGGGGAUAGUUCUACAGACCUCUCUGGUUCCAACAUUACCGUCAGAGCAGGAGGGGAUACCCCUUCGGAAGGAACCAGUGUCGGUCUUAUAGCUGAGAUAAGCUUUCCUCCUGAAAUCGCUGCCAUCGCUUCAGGAGCUUCAACGGGCAAUGUUAACAACACGAAUAUCAACAUCAUCAUGAGUGUCUUCUCCACACCGGCACUGUUUUUCUCACCCUCGCUUCUUAACUUCAGCAAUGAGAACCCAGGUGUCAAUCGGACCGCCAACACACCUGUCAUUCUAUUAAGUGUCGGUGGGGUAAUUCUUGCAGACCUAAACCAAACGAUUAACCUGACUUUUACUGCUUUGGUGCCUGAUUACGAGAAUCAGACGUGUGUUUUCUGGGACGAGGAUGAUUCAGAGUGGUCCUCUGAUGGAUGUCAUCUUGUUCUAGAAGACUUGGAGACCACGGAGAUCUACACGUGUGCAUGCGAUCACCUUACCAACUUUGCGAUUUUAAUGGAUAUCCAUGAUGUAACUACCGAGUAUACCUACAAUAUCCUGAGCUACAUAGGGUGUGCAAUCUCUACUGUAUGUCUACUGAUCGCACUUGUGACAUAUCUCUGGAAUAAGAAGCUACGAAGUCGUCAGACAAACAAGAUUUUCAUCUGCCUGUGCGCCACCAUGCUGGGCCUGUACACCUCGUUCCUCGCCCUGCUUGUCUUGGACACUACGCGAGGAGAUACGGAGGUGAACGCGGUAGCGUGCGGGUUUCUGGCCGGUGUCAUCCAAUUCUUCGUACUUUCCUCCAUUGCGUGGAUGGGAGUGGAAGGCAUCAAUACCUACCUGGUCAUCGUAAAGAUCUUCAAUACAUACAUACCAAACUUUAUGGUCAAGGCCGGUCUUGCAGCCUGGGGAAUCCCUGCGAUCAUUGUUAUCCUGACUGGCGGUAUUGCAAAUACAAACUAUGCCAGGGAAGAUGUCUGCUUCCUUCGCCUCUGGUCUCAAGUCGGCGGCCUUCUGAUACCUGUAGCCGUCGUCCUGAUCACCAACAUGGUCAUCUUUAUUAUGGUCAUCCGACAGCUAUCAAAAUCGGCUCAGAUAGCCGGAAAAGCAAAGAAGGACAAGGAUGGGAAGCGCGAAGAGAUGAUUGAACGCGUCAAGAAUGCAGUGACAAUCCUGGUAUUGAUGGGGCUGACUUGGACGACUGGAUAUCUCCUACUAAUCGAAGCCUUUACUCUGGUUGUCCAGGCCUUAUUCAUCCUGUUCAACUCCUUCCAAGGUCUCUUCAUCUUCAUCCUGUACUGUGUGCGGAAGCCUCUAGUCCGUCAGCAAUGGGGUUUGACCUGCUUCUGGUGCGAUGGAGAAGGUACGGGGAGUGAUGGAAGACGGGUCUCAUCCGCAUCUGAUAGCCUGACUACCAUCUCUAAGUUCUUCAGCAGCAGACGUGUGAAGAAGUACAACGUUCGCGAGGAGAGUCUAACCGGAGUUUCAAAUGGCGCAGACUCUUCAGUGUCAGCGUCAGUCUCCAAUCCAACAUAUCAUGACCCCGACUUUGGCACUUAUACCGAACCCUCUGACGAAAGCAAAAUCUAAUCUCAGUGGAUGAAUACAAAUCCCUGCUAAGCUCCUUUAUCUCUAACGAGAUUCCUUCAACUCUACUUUUGGUUCGUAAUAUAGGCUCCCACUCCGGUCUCUUUGUAGGUCUUCUUUUUUAAAUACUGUCGGCAAUUAAAGCACUAUUAUCCCUGACGAAAUUCCUUAUAUUAACUUUUAUUAUUAUGCCACAUAAGUGGAUGAAAGCUUGCCUACUAAAUUUCAAGGUUGGUAGAAGCUUAAACGACAUGUUAUAAUUAUCCAAACCAAUGAAAGUUUUCUGUAUCACUUCUAGUUUUAGUUUGUAAAAGAGUUCCCAUAGGUUUGUGGGUUUGUCUUCUUUUUUAAAUGCUGUCGGCAAUUAAAGCACUAUUAUCCCUAACGAAAUUCCAAACCUUCUACUUUUAGUUAGUAAUGUAGGCCCUUCAGGCUUCUCUAACUGUCUUUUUCUAUUAGUGUUAUAGUUGUGGGCAAUUAAAGCACUCUAGCCCUAAGCCUAAGGAAAUACCUUAGAUUAUACUUUAAUUUGUAAUAUACAGUCGCUUAGUGUAUCCUCUUUUGAUUUUGAUGUCAGCAAAGGCAGUACUCAUUCAAGACAUCUAAUAUAAACUAAUGUUUGUUAAUGUAUAGACAUCAGGUAAAUUUAAACGUAAUGGAGCAAGUUUAGGAGGAAAAAAAGCUACAGAUGUGAUAACUUUAUAGCACACUGAUAAAUAUUUGAGACUUGUUAGUCUAUAUUGACUAUUGCUUAUCUAGUACUAUUGUAUAUCUUUAAAAUCUGCCUUUAAACUGGUUCACAAAAACACACGUUCGUUCAUUUGUUUACGCUGUACAUACUGAAAGAAAUGAAUGAGUUAAUAUAAUGUAUGAUGAAUGCUUCGUCAACAUUGGCAUUUAACUAUGAAUUUGAGCAGAAUUAAUUUGUGUUUUUAUGUAUUACGGAAUGCUGGUCAUUCAAUGCUUUUAUUGUAGUAACUUGUAUAGUACAUUUUAAAAGUAAACUUGCAUGCAGCUGACUUAGAAUGGUCGAUAUUACAUGCCCUUUUGCCUUAUGGAACAACAUUGAGAUUAGUCGCAUGAUAUACCAUAAGAAGCGUGUUAGGUUCCGAUUAAAGCUGAAUGAGAUAUAAUUUGCGACCUUUCUCAUCUUUUUUAAGUCUGUUGGAAGAAUAUGAUGUUUGAAAUUUGUCCCUCUCUAAAACGUUUAGACCAAAAAUGUCAUGACACAUGUGUGUGUAGUCCCUUUUUUGUUUGGAAGACGUAUCAGUUAUUCGAGGGUUAUUCUCUUCCUAAUCUGUAGGUUCGAUUAAUGUAUGCAAUGAUGUAAUACAUAGAUGAGAAGAAAUUUGUAUGAUCCACUUUUAUUUUUUUCAAGCUUGCUAUAGAUGUAUAAUAAUCAAAUCUAUGCCAUACACAUUGGUGACAUUCUUCUGGGUUGUUUUGAUAUUUUUUUCGUUAUUAUAUGGAUUAAUGAUCUCUAUAUUAGCUUAAUUUUUCAAUCACUGCACCCUCUCAAUCAUUUCAAUACUCUAUGAACAAGGUAUAUCGCAUUGUAAUUUUAGUUUUAUUAAAUUUGCACUGUUAAUAAAUGUAUUAAAAUCAAUCAUGUACAUUAUGUCCAACCAUCUACAGACAGGCAGGGGAUUAUAAUAGGCUCCUUAAUAUUAGGUAGGUGUCAUGGUCUAGUGGAUACGUCAUUGCACUCUGGAUCAUAUAGCUCGAGGUUCGCGUCCCGCCACGGCACUAAUAUCCUUUGGCAAGACAUUAAUCUACCUUCGCCACUCUCCACCCAGGUGAAGUAAAUGGUUACCCGGUAGGAUGAAAUUAUCUAAAUGUUUUAACGCCUUAUUAUGGUGGCUCAGCUACUGCCGGAUAAUUAUGAUACUUUGUUUUAAGUGCAGUAUAUAAUCAUAUAGUAGCUGCGCUACAGAGAUAGACCUAUUCAUAAGUACACAGAAUGUCUUGCUGGAUAAUAAUAUAACACUUUGUAUUAAGCGCAGUAGAUUAUAUUCAUAUAGUAGCUGCGCUGUAUAAUUGGACUUUUUCAUAAGUAAUAAUAAUAAUAUCGAAUAUUCAGGAGCCCUAAAAACAAUAAGUACUAUAGUGCUUACAAAUACAAAUAUAUGAAAAGAGGACAAAAAUGUACAGCACAGGAAAUAUAUCAAGUAGAUCAUUGGGGGAAGGGUGAUUUUGAGGGAUGUUUUUUAAGUACACAGAAUGUCUUGCUGACAAAGAUAUAAGGAAACGUAUUUUGGUCUCCAAUAGCAGCUACUGCAGCGCAAAUUUUGUAUUGUCAGUAAAUAAAAUCUUUUACCUAUUAUAACAUAUGCAGACUUGUAUUCACGUAUUCAAUGUAUGAUAAUGAUAUUAUAUAAAUGGACUUAUUCAUAAGUACACAGAAUGUCUCGCUAACAACAAAAUGAGGAAAUGUAUUUUGGUCACAAAUGGGAGCUACUGCAGCAGAAAUUUUGUAUUGUCAUUAAAUAAAGUCUUUUACCUAUUAUAACAUAAGCAGACUUGUAUUCACGUAUUCAAUGUAUGAUAAUGAUAUUAUAUAAAUGGACUUAUUCAUAAGUACACAGAAUGUCUCGCUGACAACAAAAUGAGGAAAUGUAUUUUGGUCACAAAUGGGAGCUACUGCAGCAGAAAUUUUGUAUUGUCAGUAAAUAAAGUCUUUUACCUAUUAUAACAUAUGCAGACUUGUAUUCACGUAUUCAAUGUAUGAUAAUGAUAUUAUAUAAAUGGACUUAUUCAUAAGUACACAGAAUGUCUCGCUGACAACAAAAUGAGGAAAUGUAUUUUGGUCACAUAUGGGAGCUGCUGCAGCAGAAAUUUUGUAUUGUCAGUAAAUAAAGUCUUUUACCUAUUAUAACAUAUGCAGACUUGUAUUCACGUAUUCAAUGUAUGAUAAUGAUAUUAUAUAAAUGGACUUAUUCAUAAGUACACAGAAUGUCUCGCUGACAACAAAAUGAGGAAAUGUAUUUUGGUCACAUAUGGGAGCUACUGCAGCAGAAAUUUUGUAUUGUCAUUAAAUAAAGUCUUUUACCUAUUAUAACAUAUGCAGACUUGUAUUCACGUAUUCAAUGUAUGAUAAUGAUAUUAUAUAAAUGGACUUAUUCAUAAGUACACAGAAUGUCUCGCUGACAACAAAAUGAGGAAAUGUAUUUUGGUCACAAAUGGGAGCUACUGCAGCAGAAAUUUUGUAUUGUCAUUAGGUAAAGUCGUUUACCUAUUAUAACGUAUGCAGACUUGUAGUCACGUAUUCGAUGUAUGAGAACGAUACUACAGUAUAUUUCUUCCAUGUGCUUUUAUCACGAUUAUUCAUGUUAUACUCCGGUUAUGAACUCCUUAACCACCACUUGUAAAGACAAGCCAUCUAUCCGCAACUAUGUUGUAUGUAGUUUCUUCGAAUUCAAAACAGAUGAAGUAAAUAUUUUGUCACAUCAUUUUGGUGGAGUCUUGAUGAGUGGGUUGAGACUAUUCCAUGAAAGUGUCGUAGAUUUCAAAAAAAAAUCUUUCUCUUUAGAUAGCUGUCUGUCCGAAUUGCUCAUCUACUUUAUAAAAGUGAAAGGUGUUUCAAAAGCACAGUACUUAUCAUUCCUGGUUUCCUUUGUCUAACGUUCUUUUCGUUUACGCAUAUAAUUCCAAACCUUAAUAAACUGAAGUUGCUGGUUUUAAACCUUG